Bubalus bubalis (water buffalo) is the source of this 1248-nucleotide messenger RNA. RefSeq names its product CBY1 interacting BAR domain containing 2 (gene CIBAR2). The transcript has 9 exons. NCBI's taxonomy places the organism in Eukaryota, Metazoa, Chordata, Mammalia, Artiodactyla, Bovidae. Gene Ontology annotation, cellular component: ciliary transition zone; ciliary basal body. The record is from RefSeq and is a predicted model, not a curated record. Bases 183 to 1049 code for a protein of 288 amino acids. Gene Ontology annotation, biological process: cilium assembly.
CCAGCAGAGGCUCCUCCCAGGGUUACUGUGGGCAGCCACGUUGCCCAGCAACCAAGUGGCAGCGUCCCUUGAGCCAGGACCACAGCUGUGUCCAGCCCUGUGCGACUUCUCCCAGGCCUGGGGGACCCCUGGGGCCCUGCCCUUAUUCCCCAAGACCAGGACAGCUGCUGCCUCUGAUCACAAUGAACAUCAUUCUCUCCAGGGACAGCCAGGUGCGGGUGAUGGAGGACACAGUGACCAAUGCUGAGAAGUCUUUCGGUCAGUUCUGCUCACUGCUGGCCGCCUACACCCGCAAGACAGCCCGGCUGCGUGACAAGGCCGACCAGCUGGUCAAACAGCUCAUCGACUUCGCCAAUACAGAGAACCCAGAGAUGCGGGCCACCCUGAGGAACUUCGCUGAGGACUUGGCCAAAGUGCAAGAUUACAGGCAAGCUGAGGUAGAGAGGCUGGAGACCAAGGUCGUCAACCCCCUGAAGCUCUACGGGGUGCAAAUAAAGCAGACCCGGGCUGAGAUCAAGAAAUUCAAAAGUGUCCGGAACAAUGAAAUCAAACAACUGGAAAAACUGGAGAAACUGAGGCAGAAAUCCGCUUCGGAUAGACAGACCAUCUCUCAGGCAGAGACCAGCGUGCAGAGGGCCUCAGUGGAUGCCAGCCGCACCUCCCACCAGCUGGAGGAGACAGUGGACACCUUCCAGAAGCAGAAGCUAAAGGACAUUCAGAAAAUUUUUUCUGACUUUGUGACCAUUGAGAUGGUCUUCCAUGCCAAAGCAGUGGAGGUGUAUUCCAGUGCCUUCCAGACUCUGGAGAGCUAUGACCUGGAGAAAGAUCUGGAGGAUUUUAGAGCCAAGAUGCAUGGAGUUUAUGGGCGUUACGAUGCUCGGCCACCACUCAUGCAUACCACCCUGUCCCCAGCUCUCCCAUGGUCUCUUGCCCAGAGUGCUCAGAGCACCAUACGGAGCCAGAGAAAAGAAGCAGUGAGUGAGGAUGACUCUGCUGAGGAGGACCCCAUGGAGAACCUCAGGGGACAGGCACAGAGGCUCCAUCAAUAGAACAAGAACUCCCCAGUCGGGAUUUGGGGCUCACACUGGACCCUCACAGGCUCUGCCGUGUGCAAGUCACGUGUUUUCUGAGUCCCGGUUUCCUCAUCUGUACGACAGGGAUCAUAUCCCUUGGCUCACAGGCUGCCCUGGGGACCAAGGUGCCCAGCAGGUGCUCAGUAAACAUGGGUGCCUCUCACCCUAACUUGUA